GGCCCAAAGAAAUGUGUUUGGAUGUGAGAAUAUCUCUGUCCGAGUGAAAGAUAAUGUCAUCCCGAAAUACCAGGGCAACACAAAAGCCCUAACAAUUCCUAAUCUCAACCAGCAACGAUGGAUGAUUGUUUCAGAGUUCGAGUUGACAAAAUAUUCGGCUCUCUUUCUUCAUCAACAUCUCGCAAUCUCAAUUGCUUGUGGUGCCUCACAGACAACGAAAUUGAAAAGAAUGGCUGGAACCGGGCCAAGGAAGAACCCGAAACCGAAUCGAAAUCGUUCUUCGGUAACGCUGGAGAGAAGAAGAAAGCGGAGCGGUUCAAUCCAAAGCUUGAGAAGGACCUGUUAGACCUGGACGAUGAUAGAGACGACGAAGCAGAGGCACGUGACUCACGUGCUUCGUCGAGCCGGUCUGCGAAGGGAGAUGAUUAUAACGAUGAAGAAUGGGAGAUAAAAUGCAACAUUGGCUUGGAUUGUUCGCUUGAUUUCGAGGAAGAGGAAGAUCAGUUUGACAAAGUGGCUGUUGGCAUGGAAAAGACUGGAGAUCGCUUAUAUAUGAAGGAUGUAAAUGACUAUGUGACAGAUGCAGAUUGUUGUGAUGAACUUCCAGAUUCAGUAGAGAAUUUCUCUAGGGAUCCUCGUGCCAAUCAUAUUACUGCGAAAAUUCGACUGAAAGAAGAUGCAGAAGCUGCUAAGAAAAUUGGCUUUUUAUGGGUAACUGAGAAAGAUGCACCUUCUGUUAUGGAUGCUUAGAAUAACAGAGAGGAAGGUAGCUUGAAGUCAAUUCUGAAGAGGGGAGAUAACCCUUCUGAUUCAAAGCCUGGAAAGCGGGUUCGGUUUGAAUCUGGAUUUAAAGACAGGGAUAAUGAGAGAACUGACAGGGAAGAAGUUAUAGUCUCUAACGAAGCAUUUACUUAACAGCCAGAUUAUCCUUCAGGGAUUCCAGAUUACAUGCGCAAUCCUUCGAAGUAUGCUCGUUAUACCUUCAAUUCAGAUGAUAUAGAUGAUAAAUCUAACGCACAAGCCUAUAUGGACUUCCUCAAGAUGAUAAAGAAAAAUACUGCAGAAUCGCCAGAUGAUUGCCGGGAACUUCCCAAUACAGUUGCCUUUCUUCCAAGAAGAAAAACAGGUGAUGCUACAUUGACAGAGAAUAAUACCAAGUCAAAGCAAAAUGAAGAUGAUGUUAGUAAGGAGUCAAUGCAUAAGAGAGGCUUGCCUUUAGGCAUUCCUGCUGCUGAUGAAGUAUGUGCCAUGGAUGAAGAUGAACCAGAAACAGCUGCUAAGAAAACCAUUGGUUCAAAAAAACCAGGCCGGCAAUAUCGGAUUAAAGUCAUGUCAGAUACGGAAUAGACCAACUGUUUGCCAGAUGAACACCGUGACACUUUUUUGAGGUGCCAUUUUAACUUUUCAUUUAAUAUUUUUAAUUGUGUAUGUAUAUAUUUACAUUUGGAUCAGCUGUUCCGAAGUAUGUAAUUAAAUUCCCAGUUUCUUUCCAUUAAAUUAUGAGAAAUCCGAUAUUAACGAUGGGAACAUAAA
Messenger RNA from Mangifera indica (mango), 1533 nucleotides. RefSeq lists its product as uncharacterized. The coding region runs from base 118 to 750 and encodes 210 amino acids. Lineage: Eukaryota; Viridiplantae; Streptophyta; Magnoliopsida; Sapindales; Anacardiaceae. The record is from RefSeq and is a predicted model, not a curated record. The transcript is spliced from 2 exons.